This is a messenger RNA of Eufriesea mexicana, 1707 nucleotides long. RefSeq names its product L-2-hydroxyglutarate dehydrogenase (gene L2HGDH). NCBI's taxonomy places the organism in Eukaryota, Metazoa, Arthropoda, Insecta, Hymenoptera, Apidae. The record is from RefSeq and is a predicted model, not a curated record. Gene Ontology annotation, molecular function: (S)-2-hydroxyglutarate dehydrogenase activity. The transcript is spliced from 9 exons. Bases 265 to 1593 code for a protein of 442 amino acids.
ACACUGAAAAUUGACGUCAGAACAGAACUGUAUUUCUCGGUUCGGUAAUCAACGAAAUGUACGACUAGGUGGUAUUUCCCGUAGAAUAUUACAUGAGACGAAACUUUUUUGAAAAUUUACAGUGUUAAAAGUAUCAUUGAAAGCAUGGUAAUGCAGAUUAUGAAAGAAGGUUAAUUGGAAAGACUUACCUCUGUACGAACAAAUACUUCUAAACGUAACACACGUUCUUGAUUUAAUGUUAUUGAUUACUGAGCAAAAACAAACAUGUUCGCACCUUUGACAAAAAGAAUCAUAUUGCAACAACUUUUUCAUACACGUCGUUGUGGAUCCACUUCCAGCACAGACUCGUGUGGUACAUUCGACCUAGUUAUCGUUGGGGGUGGCAUUGUUGGAUGUGCCACUGCACGAGAAAUGUUAAUAAGACAUCCUACUUUAAAAAUGGCGAUCGUUGAGAAAGAAAACGCUCUGGCAAAGCAUCAAACGCAACAUAAUAGCGGAGUAGUACAUGCUGGCAUUUAUUACAAACCUGGCAGUAUGAAAGCAAAACUAUGUGUGGAAGGUUUAAAGCUAUCUUACGAAUAUUUCUGCAAUCACGAUAUUCCUCACAACAAAGUUGGAAAACUCAUAGUAGCACAAAAUGCAGAACAAGUUAAGAGAUUGGAUGAUUUAUACGAUCGAGGAUUAAAAAACAAUGUACCGGAUCUGCAGUUAGUCGAGAAAGACUGUAUAUCAAAAUACGAAGCUAAAUGUCAAGGAGAAAAAGCAUUGUGGUCACCAUGGACGGGUAUAGUCAAUUGGGCAUUAGUUUGUAGACAUUUUGCCCAAGAAUUUCAGAAAAUGGGAGGAAAAAUAUUCUUAAAUUAUGAAGUAAUUGGUUUCUCAGAGAUGACUGAAUCUAAGGGAAAAGGAGAAUUAGCUCCGAUUUUGGUGCAAUCGAAAGAUAGAUGUAUACCCACGAAGAAUGUGCUGACAUGUGGUGGUUUACAUUCGGACCGCUUGGCAGUAAUGACAGGAUGUGAUCUUAGUCCACGAAUCGUUCCAUUUCGGGGCGAGUACUUAUUACUGAGCGAUAGCAAAAAGCAUUUAUGUACUACCAAUAUAUAUCCUGUCCCAGACCCAAGAUUUCCAUUUUUGGGCGUUCAUUUUACACCCAGAAUUAACGGCGACAUAUGGCUUGGCCCAAACGCAGUCCUAGCCUUUGCCAGAGAGGGUUAUCGAUGGUUCGAUAUAAAUGUGAAAGAUUGCGUAGAAAUGGCAAAAUUUCCUGGACUAUAUAAACUCUGUUUCCGAUAUUUUAUACCGGGAUGCAAAGAAAUCAUUAAAUCUAUUUUCUAUCCGCUUGCAGUGCGAGAUUUGCAAAAAUUUAUUCCUGAGGUAUCUUUCAAAGAUAUAAAAAGGGGACCAGCAGGUGUCAGAGCACAGGCAUUAGACAACAAUGGUAAUUUAGUAGACGACUUUGUUUUCGAUGGAGGGAAAGGCAGUAUCGGUAACAGAGUGCUUCAUUGUCGCAACGCACCUUCGCCUGCUGCAACUAGUAGCAUGGCAAUCGCUAAAUUCAUUUCCAGUAAACUGGAAACUGAUUUUAAGUUUUAACGAUUCCUAAUACUUUAAUAGAAAAGAACUUAAAUAACAAACGUACAAAUUAUAUGACUCUUUGUAACAAUAUAUACAGAAUCUCUGUUUAAUAGUAAUUUUGUAUUCAUACUA